Molecule: messenger RNA, 183 nt
Organism: Prunus armeniaca (apricot)
Lineage: Eukaryota; Viridiplantae; Streptophyta; Magnoliopsida; Rosales; Rosaceae
Source: the annotation of a GenBank genome assembly
AUGUUGCAAGGCAAUGUGGCUAGGCACGAGAGUGCCGAAGAUAACAUAGUUUGCGUGUCGCAGAGCGAUGUGGCUAGGCACGGGGGUGUCGAAAGCGUAAAGCUUGCAUGUCGCAGGGCAAUAUGGCUAGGCACGAUGGUGCCGAAGGUACAGAGCUUGUACGUCGCAAGGCGAUAUGGCUAG